AUGGCUGAGAAAGCAACUGCUUCUCUCGUUUUUCCCGUCUUAUGCCUACUCGUAUCCUUUGCAAUUUUUUGCUUCGUGUAUCGCACUGAAGUCUUGCAACAAGUGAGAGCAUACUCGCGCUCGGCUAGAUCCUUUCUUCGCGAAACCCGACGAAAAAUUGCCUAUCUAUCCUCACCUUCGCGUACAAGACACCACGAAACCUUUGAAGACGAAUACUUUACAAUCUUUGAUGUCAUGCUCGCGCUAGGUGAUACAGAACUCGAUGCCUACUCAGAGACCCAGACACAGCCAUCAGAUCUCGAAUCCGGCUCAGAAUACGAGUCUGAUGGUAACUCAGACGACUUGAGAGUCAGUACUGAACUAGAGUACUCUAUCUCACAUGCCUUACGUCAACCUCCCUGGAUUACGGAGUCUUCCCGACACAUUGCACUUCAUCUUCUAUCAGAACAGCCGCCUCUCACCCUCUGGGAGAUUGAACUCGAGGAGCGGAUCCGUCAUGGACGUGGAAUAGGGCCAUGGCUCGACCGAAUUAUUGACAGAGUAGUUCGGCACAUUGUCGAGAACUUCAACUCUGAUGAGUAUUGA
Penicillium oxalicum is the source of this 585-nucleotide messenger RNA. RefSeq lists its product as uncharacterized. Lineage: Eukaryota; Fungi; Ascomycota; Eurotiomycetes; Eurotiales; Aspergillaceae. Bases 1 to 585 code for a protein of 194 amino acids. The record is from RefSeq and is a predicted model, not a curated record. The transcript has a single exon.